This is a messenger RNA of Pimephales promelas (fathead minnow), 1178 nucleotides long. It is a transcript of the gene stoml3b, whose product is annotated as stomatin (EPB72)-like 3b. NCBI's taxonomy places the organism in Eukaryota, Metazoa, Chordata, Actinopteri, Cypriniformes, Leuciscidae. The record is from RefSeq and is a predicted model, not a curated record. Gene Ontology annotation, cellular component: plasma membrane.
UUAGCCACAAAGUCAGUGCUGUCUUCUACACACACUGUAGCAACACAACCACAUGGAAAUGGAGUCUGAAGUGGAGCGAGGUGCCCAGAGCAAGCAGAAUCUAAUCAGUGAAAAUAAUGGGGGUUUGGGUUGCUGUGGGUGGAUCCUUGUGAUUAUCUCAGCGUUUUUCAGCAUCUUAAUAUUUCCAAUCAGCGUUUUCAUAAGCAUUAAGAUUGUGAAAGAGUAUGAGCGUGCUGUCAUAUUUAGACUGGGGCGGAUAACAGAUCGAAAAGCCAAAGGACCAGGAAUCUUCUUCAUUAUCCCCUGCACGGACUCUUUUGUCAAAGUGGAUCUCAGAACCAUCUCGUUUGACAUCCCUCCCCAAGAGAUAUUGACCAAAGACUCAGUGACAAUUUCUGUGGAUGGUGUUGUGUACUUCCGUGUAAGUGACCCUGUUGCCUCAGUGGCAAACGUGUCCAAUGCGGAUUACUCCACCCGCCUACUGGCCCAGACCACCUUGAGGAACGUCCUGGGGACCAAGAACCUGGCUGAGGUCCUUUCUGACCGAGAAAGCAUCUCCCACAGUAUGCAGGUGACUCUAGAUGAGGCCACAGAUUCGUGGGGAAUCAAGGUGGAGCGGGUGGAGAUUAAAGAUGUUAAACUACCACAGCAGCUGCAGAGAGCUAUGGCGGCCGAGGCCGAAGCAACCCGUGAGGCUAGAGCAAAAGUCAUUUCAGCAGAGGGAGAGAUGAAUGCAUCCAGGGCUCUGAAGGAGGCGUCUCUGGUGAUCUCAGAGUCUCCAUCCGGACUUCAGCUCAGAUAUCUCCAAACUCUCAGCACCAUCGCAGCUGAGAAGAACUCCACCAUCAUCUUCCCUCUGCCCAUGGACAUCAUCAGUCACUUCAUGAAGAAAUGAUCGCUGAAUAUUCACAAAGUCUGCAGAUGUUUGCUAGUCAUUUAUUAAUAAGUAUUACAUUAUUUUCUUAUGUGCCAUGUUUUACACACAUUUCAGUUUAUUGCAUGUUGUAGGAAUGAUGUUAUAUAUAUAAGCAUAAAAUUGUGAUGCAAAUCAAGGUUUACAAAUGACUUUAUUUAAAAAAAUAAGUGUCAUAUUUCAGAAAGUAUAUCAAUGUAACGCAACUUUCAAAUGCUAAUUUUACAAGUAUGCAUGAAAUUAGUUAAAAUCUAAAGUAAAAACA